Messenger RNA from Aspergillus affinis, 777 nucleotides. RefSeq names its product class I SAM-dependent methyltransferase. Gene Ontology annotation, molecular function: S-adenosylmethionine-dependent methyltransferase activity. The transcript has 4 exons. The record is from RefSeq and is a predicted model, not a curated record. Bases 1 to 777 code for a protein of 258 amino acids. NCBI's taxonomy places the organism in Eukaryota, Fungi, Ascomycota, Eurotiomycetes, Eurotiales, Aspergillaceae.
AUGUCCCUAAAAAACCGCCUUGCAGUAUUUUCCCGUCCCUUGAGCAUGAUCUGGUUCUCUUUUUGGCUCCAUUGGGAAGCUUUGAGAGAAGCGGUUCGUCGAGACGGUCUCGCAGCACUCGUGCGCCCACAACAAAUUCGUGAUGCGGGUUCAGCAAAGUUGCUCAGUGUCACCUCCGCUGGUUUUAUUGCAUUCGAAGACACAACCAUCGUCCCAUCGCUCGUGAAAGCCGCUAGCGGCGUCGUUCUCGACCUGGGUCCUGGGCCAGGGAAUCAAGUUCAUCGAUUCGAUACUGCUGUUGUCGACUAUAUUUAUGGUCUUGAACCUAAUUCUCACUUCAAGGACGCUCUAAACGGAAAGUUAGAGAAGCAUGGUCUACAUUAUAUGUAUAAGCUCAUUGAAGCUGGUAUCGAAGACAGUGAUAUUUUGAGAGAGGAGGGAAUCACGGAAGGGAGCUUAGAUACUGUGCUAUCUAUUCAGGUACUAUGUGCGGUAAAGGAUCCCAAAAAUGUGAUGAAGGAGAUCUGGAAGCUACUCAAGCCCGGAGGCAAGUUUAUAUUCUGGGAACACGGGUGUAGUAGAGAUCGCUUGACGAAUGUGGCGCAAGCUUUCAUGAACCCUGCUUGGAGCACAUUUAUCGGAUGCCAUUUGACCCGGAAUGUAUUGGCAGACAUUCUCAACAGUGGAGAGUGGGAAAACCCCGACGCUAUCGAAGAGCCCGAAGAUCCGUUGAGCUUUCUGCCUAGGACUCAGGGUGUUCUUGUGAAGAAGGCCUAA